AUGGUUCCCCCUUCGUUCUCGGAUCUUGGUAAAGAUGCACGGGACUUACUCUUUAAAAAGUUUUAUUUUGGACUGUAUAAUAUUCACUGCACGACAAAGAAAAUGACAUCGAAUUUAAAGCCGAUAUUAGUGAUGGACCUAAACCAAAUAAGAUGCAUUUCAACCUGCAGGAAAAGUUCUCGUUUCCACAAUAUGGUCUAA
Molecule: messenger RNA, 201 nt
Organism: Schistosoma mattheei
Lineage: Eukaryota; Metazoa; Platyhelminthes; Trematoda; Strigeidida; Schistosomatidae
Source: the annotation of a GenBank genome assembly